This is a messenger RNA of Oreochromis aureus, 2601 nucleotides long. RefSeq lists its product as uncharacterized. Gene Ontology annotation, cellular component: external side of plasma membrane. The coding region runs from base 197 to 799 and encodes 200 amino acids. The transcript is spliced from 5 exons. The record is from RefSeq and is a predicted model, not a curated record. Gene Ontology annotation, biological process: negative regulation of T cell proliferation; positive regulation of T cell proliferation; immune response. NCBI's taxonomy places the organism in Eukaryota, Metazoa, Chordata, Actinopteri, Cichliformes, Cichlidae.
UAAAACAGUGAAACUGUGAUGAAGAUUUUGUCUGAAGAUUGUGACAGUUGUAGUUGGUGCUGUAAAAAAAUCAUUAAUAUGAAUUAUAAUAUUAAAUCAGGUAUUUUCUUUUAGCCUUAAUGAUUUCAUGAUGUAAUGAGGGAAUCGUUGGGGCGUCGAGGGUUUGUUGCUUCAAGUGGAUAAUUUCCCCAUCCUGAUGAUCAGACGACUGUGUCAGGGAUCCUUCAGAACAACAAAAAGACUUCGAGGACUUCAGAGACUUCUUCAGAAGAACAACCAGAAAAACAUCACAGCUGAGUCUGGACAGGACGUCACUCUGACAUGUCGAGCUCCAAACAACAACAUCAUAGUUGUAAAGUGGAUCAUAUCCUACCUUCCAAAAGAAUAUGUUGUUUUAUAUCGGGAUGGGCAGUUUGAUCCAGAAAACCAGCAUCCAUCUUUUAAGAACCGGGUGGAUCUGCAGGACAGACAGAUGAAGGAUGGAGACGUGUCUUUGAUUCUGAACAAUGUGACGAUAAAUGACACUGGAACAUACGAGUGUCGUGUCGUCCAGGGAGUCAGACAACCGUUGAAGCUGAUCAGCAUCAUCUACUUGAUUGUUGUUCCUCCAGGUCAGCCAGGAGGAGACAACAAAGAUGAAGGUGGGAGGAAGAGGGAUGGACCUGUAGGACUGAUUAUUGGUCUGUCAGUUUCUGCUGUGCUUCUUGUUGCUGCUGUUGUUUUUUGGAUCUUCAGAAAAUAUAAACAACGACAGAGUCGGAAUUCAUUCCAGCAUCCUAGUGAAAUGCAGCAGCUUUGAAAUGUCUCAGAGCUUCUUACAUGGUGAUGCUGGGUAAGAGAAGCAACAAAGGCAGGAGUAAAUCUGAUUGAAAUCUGAGUAAAAAGAUUUUACAGCUGAGAUGAUGUUAAAUAAAAAGCUAAGUGUCUCUCAAUAGUAGUAUCAUUAUCUUAGGGACUAAGUAAAGUGCUAUACAAAUGCAGGCCAUUUACCAUUUGCCAUCAACAGGCAAAGUUUACACUAGAUGCUGCCUAAUAUUGAAUAAAACAUUAAACCAUUUCUGUUAGCAUUUCAUGUUCUUUACAUGUAUUAAAUGCAGAUGAUGUUUGGCUUCUGAUGUAUUGGAAAAUUGGACUGUGGUGUCUUGUACCUGAUAGAAUCUGAAUCUUCAGCAGCUGUUUAUAUGUUUCCUCUGAUCUGUGAAGCUUUUUGAACUUUUCAUUCUGUUUUCUGGUUGUCAGUUUAAAUGUUUCAAGAGCUGGUCACAUUUUGUUAUUCAUUUAUUUUACUCUUUUUGAAUGUUUUUACUUAUAAAUGUUUUAGCCUAAUUGUUGUCUUAUUUGAGUCUAUUCAUGUGUUUUUGUGGCUGUAAAUGUUUUUUUCUCUUUUCUCUCUUUCUCUUUUGAAGCAGUUGAUGCAGAUUUGAUCUCAGCUGCAGUCAGCCCAAAUAGAUCAUAGAAAACCAAGAAUAUACCUCAAAUAAUCCAGAAACUGUUUAACUGCAUCAGACUGACAGCAAGUGGAAAGUUGUUUUGAAUGAAUUGAAGGAGGGUGAAGGGAAGAAGGAUGGACCUGUUGGACUGAUAGUUGGUCUCUCAGUUUUUGAAAUUCUUGUUGCUGCUGGUGUUUCAGUUUUUUUUGAUAUACAUAAAACGUAAACAAGAACAGAGUAAGGAUUCAUACCAGCCUCCAGCUGAACAGCAACCUGUUUGAAAUGUCCCAGAGAUUCUUAAAUGAUGAUGGUGGGAAAAGGAAGCCAGAAUAUCAAUAGAAAAUCUGACUGGAAAAACUAAAACAAUAGCAUCCGAGCACGAAACAAAAACAGCUGCAUAUUUUCCAAGAAAUUUCACAGAAUGAACAACGGUUUGAUUAGUAAGCUAAUGUUAGGCUUAAAUAACAGAAGAGGUGAACGUCAAUUCCUCCAUGACACACAUCGUGCCUCAAGUAAGAGAAAACAAAACACAUUAUAAAAUAAGGAAGAACACAAGUCAAGGAACAUCUGUCAGGCCAACAGACACACAGGAUGGAGGAGAGAGGGAGGAUGGAUCUGUUGGAUUGAAAGUUGUCUGCUGGGUUUCCUUUUGCUGCUGUUGUUGGUUUUAUGAUCUACUGGCCUACACGACAAAAACAGAAUUUUAACUAUGUAUGUUAAAUAAAAGCUAAGAGUCCCUCAAGAAAGACGGGGGGGGAGGAAACAUAUAGUAUCAAACAACUAUUAAAAAUUAUUAUUACGAAAAAUAUGGAGGAUCAGUUAUCUGUCAGCCCAAGACAGAAAACUGCAAUUAUUAAAACAUAUUAUUAUUUUUAACUGCAAUGUUUAACUGUUUAAGCACAGUUUAAAGAAUUGAAAUCAUAUUCUCAAGCAUCUGUUGGAAAGUCCCAAGAAAUGAGUCUGAUCCAGCAAGAAUUAAAGUUGUUCUAAUUAACACUGAGCUGAUAAGUUGCCCAAAAUACUGCCUACUGGAAUAUAAUGAACUAAAGUUAAAGCGAACAUCUUUACGUAUAUAUUUUGUAUUAUGUGUGUAAUUUAGUUAAAGAACAUGUAUAAAUGGUCCAUAAUGUAUUGGAAAUGUGCAAAUGAUAAUAAAAACAGCAACAUUUUA